CGGCGGGGAGGAAGCGGGGGCAGGCAGGCAACGCCCCGGUAGAGGUGGCGCAGCCCCUCCCCAGCUCUCCAAAGACUUCCUGUCCCGCCCCAGAGGUCCCGGUCCCCAAGCGCCUCCGCGUCCCCUCCGGCCACUCUCUAUGGCGCGACGCUCCCGGGCUCCCUCUUGGAAAGGCCCACGCUCCGGAGCCUCCUUCCAGCCCUCUCUCCCCGCGCGCCCUCCAUCCCCAAAGGACUCUUUAAAUGUGUUGCUCAUCAUGUGUUUGCUUCUGAAUACUUGUGAAUUAAAAUCAGCAAAUACGUCUAAACCAAAUAUCCUGCUGAUAAUGGCAGACGAUCUGGGCAUUGGGGAUCUCGGUUGCUAUGGAAACGACACACUAAGGACACCGAACAUCGACCGGCUCGCGGAGGAAGGCGUGAGGCUCACCCAGCACCUGGCGGCCGCCCCCCUCUGCACCCCGAGCAGGGCCGCCUUCCUCACGGGGAGACACGCCUUCAGAUCAGGCAUGGACGCCACGGACGGCUACCGGGCCCUAAUGUGGAACGCGGGCUCGGGGGGACUCCCGCAGAAUGAAACCACGUUUGCAAAGAUCCUUCAGCGGCAGGGGUACACCACGGGCCUCAUCGGAAAAUGGCAUCAGGGUGUAAACUGUGCCUCGCGCACCGACCACUGCCAUCACCCUCUGCACCACGGCUUUGACUAUUUCUACGGCAUGCCCUUCACGCUGGUCAACGACUGCCACCCAGACAGGCCCCCGGAAGUGGACGCGGGCUUGAGGGCCAGGCUGUGGCUUUACACCCAGAUCAUGGCCCUGGGCGUGUUGACCAUCGUGGCCGGCAAAGCCUGCAGGCUGAUCUCCGUUUCCUGGAAACUAGUCUUGAGUGUGGCCACCCUGGUCCUGCUGUUUUUCACGUCCUGGUACGCCAGCUUUGGCUUCGUCCGCCGCUGGAACUGCAUCCUGAUGAGAAACCACGAAGUCACUGAGCAGCCCAUGGUUUUGGAAAGAGCCGCGAGCCUUGUGCUCGAGGAAGCCGUUUCCUUUAUUGCAAGAAAUAAGCGUGGUCCAUUCCUACUCUUCGUUUCACUGCUGCAUGUCCAUAUGCCCCUGGUGACCACAGAAAGGUUCCUUGGGAAAAGUCAGCACGGCUUGUAUGGCGACAAUGUGGAGGAGAUGGACUGGCUCGUGGGGGAGAUUCUGAAUGCCGUUGAAGAACAUGGUCUGAAAAACACGACUCUUACGUACUUCACCUCUGAUCACGGAGGACACUUGGAGGCGAGAGACGGACACGUCCAGCUGGGCGGGUGGAAUGGAAUAUACAGAGGUGGCAAAGGCAUGGCCGGCUGGGAAGGCGGGAUCCGGGUCCCGGGGAUAUUCCGGUGGCCCGGCGUCCUGCUGGCCGGCCGCGUGGUCCAUGAGCCCACCAGCCUGAUGGACGUCUUCCCCACCGUGGUCCAGCUGGCGGGCGGCCAGGUGCCCCAGGACAGGGUGAUUGAUGGCCGGAGCCUGCUGCCCCUGCUGCGGGGAGAUGCUGAGCACUCGGCACACGAGUUCCUGUUUCAUUACUGCGGGCAGUAUCUCCACGCCGCCCGCUGGCACGAGAAGGACAGGGAUCUUCCUGACCCAGGGAUCGAACUGGAGUCUCCUGCAUUGCAGGCAGAGUCUUUACAACUGAACCCACAGGGAAGCCCUGAGUAUUUGUCUGCAGGAGAUGAAAUCAGGAUAUUGAAGACUUAUUUGCACCUCUGUGUUCACGGCAGUGCUAUUCACAAUAGCCAAGACAAGCAGAUGGGUGCCUGGCGGGAAAGCGGGGAAAGACACCCCCCCAGGAGAAGGGGCUUCCCCUGCAGACCCCAAGUGCAAAGAAAACAGCCUUGAGCCCCAGGAGUGUGGAAAGCUGGGAGGCGUCACCCGGGACUUGGGGCACGGAGCUGAUGCAUGGCUGAACUGAACAAACUCGAUCUUUGUCUCCCGGGCGCCUGUAAGUCUGGUCUUUUAACUCUGGGCAGGGGGAUUUACUAGGAUCAGGUUAAAGUUCACGAGUGUCCCGGAGGACCCCAGAGUCUGCUUCUUAAGAGUUUCCAUGGUUAACAACUGGCCCAACCGGUUAGGCAGGCCCGGCACCAACGAGGGACUUAGGGAGGCGUGGCCGGCCCCUCCCCUCCGGCGUCUGAGUGUGUGUGUGUACACCUCCGGUGGUAACAGGCAUAUGUGUGUAUUCAGUUCAGUUCAGUCGCUCAGUCGUGUCCCACUCUCUGUGACCCCAUGGACUGCAGCCCGCCAGGCCUCCCUGCCCAUCAUCAACUCCCGGAGCUUGCUCAAACUGCUGUUCAUUGAGGCGGUGAUGCCAUCCAACCAUCUCAUCCCCUGUCGUCCCCUUCUCCUCCUGCCCUCAGUCUUUCCCAGCAUCAGGGUCUUUUCAAAUCAGUCAGCUCUAUAUAUAAGCACACAGCACAGGAAUUCCGAGAGGUCUCUAUCAACAUGCACCUUUCGUCUCAGCCCUGUGUGUGGAAAAGGCCGUCCUUUCUCUGUGGCCGUGCCUCUCUGCACUUGGGCGGACCCUUGCCUUCGUGUGUGGGGAACAGUGAUGUCGGAGGUGGAUGGUCUCCGGGUUAGACAUGUACGACUGGCCUCCUGGGGUGCAUUUCGUGGGGCCCAGAAGACGUGGGCUUCAGGCCGGAAGCUUAAAACCAGCGUGCUGUGUGCAUUUCCCGAGACAAGGAGAUAGGCUGGGCUCCAGUGGAGGGAUGUAUCGUCGGCGUCAGAAACAGGGUAACUCGCCAGCGUUUGUCUCUGGUCAACGUCUCGAGGGAAGAGUCAAGGCAAGGGCACAGAGCCACAAAACCCCGUGUGACUGAAGGCUUGAGGGAUCUCCGUUCGCCCCUCUUUGGGGAAAAGCGAAACGCUACGCGUGGUCUCCUUGAGGAGGGUCCACAGUCAGCGGGUCACGCCAGACCGUAAUGAGUCUUGCUGCUCCCAGAAGCCUUCACUUCGAGAUCCAUCUUGCCCGAGGGGUGCGUGUGCACACCCCAGGGGCGGGUCCCGGGGUAGGUCAGGUGUGGGAAAAGAAACCAGGUAAUGGACCUGAAGGAAGACAAAGACCCGGAAGAGCUGCCUUCUAUAAAUAUCUUAACCGCCUUGGGCCUGGGCUCCUCUCUGGGAGGGGGUAACGCCCACACCCUCUGUCUCCCCUUAAGCCUGUCUGUCUUGCUUCUGUUGUAACUAAAGGAACCAUUUCUCUCUGUGCUUUCUCACUGGUUAAUGCUGUGUUUCAAAUAAAAAAAAAUUUUAUACCUGCA
Molecule: messenger RNA, 3297 nt
Organism: Dama dama (fallow deer)
Lineage: Eukaryota; Metazoa; Chordata; Mammalia; Artiodactyla; Cervidae
Product: arylsulfatase D-like
Exons: 11
Coding region: 140-1876 (578 amino acids)
Molecular function (GO): arylsulfatase activity
Source: RefSeq, a predicted model, not a curated record